GGAUCCUCCAAUUUAGAUUGGUUAGGGUUUAUUAGGAUCGAUUCUUCAUUGAUCUUUGAUCAAUUUCAAUCCGAUCCAGAUAGAAAUCAGCCGGAUGGAUUUGGAUCCGUGUUUUAAAUCAUUAAACUAGAAGAUGAAAAGACAUAAAUACCCCUUUUGUUCUUUGAGUGGGACAGGUAUGGCACACUGUCACCUACGUGUAGGAGAUCUCCGUUCACCAAAUAGUUGCAGCGGGGAAGCGAGCGCACGAAGAGGAAUAGAAGAUCGCCUUCAUUAGCAGUUGGAUUACGCUUCAUCUACUGUAGAAAUUACAUCACCACCUCCCCAUACCGUCCCUUGUCUGGGUCGUUAUCCAUGGCGAGGUUAACGGAUACCCAGAAGUUCUUGAAGAAAAUAGGGCUAGGAAAGGAGGAUUACUACUUCUGGAAGCAAAUAGGUAAAGCCCUGCUCUCGACUUACGCACUUUUUGGUGUGGCUUGGUUGUAUAACGAGACAUCGCCACUGGGUUGGUGGACGCUUAAGCCUCGGCCAAAGGAGGAGAAAGAGAUGGCCAACCUCUACGAGCGUCGAAGGUUUCCAUAUCCCGGUGACGAAGAGGCUGUAGAGGAGUUCAUUGCGAGUGGGGGCACCAUGGGUACCACAAUCGGUCCCAAAGGACUGAUCGAGUCUGACACGGAUCCCGAUAAUUUCCAGAAGAAGUUACAGUCAAAGAAGUUCGAGCAAGAAUCUCAGAAGCUAUGGCUGAGGAUGAGGAACGAGGUCAUAUCGGAGCUCCAAGAGAAAGGGUUUGACCUGGAGUGAUGAUGAUCAUCUCUGCCUUGCAAAUUCAUUAUAAAGCUCUUAUUUCUCUACCUGUUUUGGGUGUCCGAGUUACUUCUGUUUGUCAUUAACUUUGCACAAACUUUUCAUCUUCUUUUAGAUGUUGAAGUGUUCAUCAUUCUGCACUGAUCCACUUAUAGGGUUGCUUAUAAGCUUGCAAUCUGAGCGAGAAGACAGAUAACCAGGCUAAUGGAUUCGAUAGGAGAAUGAAUAAUUCCAUCUUGAUUUGGUGGUCAAUUUUGUUCAGAAUUUUAGAUAAUGGACGCGUAUGCGUAUUUGGUGUUUGUGAAUUUGUCUGUAUGAAGUAUAUUGAAAUCAAUAAUAUACGUUCAAAUCACUAGAACA
Messenger RNA from Macadamia integrifolia, 1164 nucleotides. RefSeq lists its product as uncharacterized. The transcript is spliced from 2 exons. Bases 355 to 801 code for a protein of 148 amino acids. The record is from RefSeq and is a predicted model, not a curated record. NCBI's taxonomy places the organism in Eukaryota, Viridiplantae, Streptophyta, Magnoliopsida, Proteales, Proteaceae.